GCCGUUCUGAUUGGUCACGAGGGCGUAACAACGACUGCGAUUGGCUGAGGGAUUGGCGCUCCGCAUCGUGUAUUUUGAACCUAAAUAGGAACGCAGCGGCUCUCGUCGGGCCAGAGGGAGAAAGCGGAGGCUGUCAGUCGGGUGGGGGGCCGCCAUGCCGCUUUAGCAUCGUUUGCCUGGCCUUUAUUCACACCCCCCCCCCCCACAAUUAGCGUGAGUCGUCCGUUCGGAAAUGUUAACCCGUCGCGGCAGGCUAAAUGGUGUCGAGCUCGUGUCUUAGCUUGCAGCUCUUGCUAAUUGGCGACAGCAAAUUCCUGUGAAACAACAAAAACCGCGACCGAGCAAAAGCGGAGACGGAAAUCUCGAGGAGGAGAAAAGACGACGACGACGACGACGACAUGGAUGAAGGUUCGGGCAGCGUCAGUCCCGUCGGCGUCGGCGUAGGCGUCGACGCGAGGAGCAGGCCCAGCGACGUCCCCGGCCUUUCCUCGUUGUUCCUGCCGGACGCGAGCCACCAGACGGCCCCGUCGUGCAGGACUCGCUUCUCGCCGGGCCCCUCCGCGAUUCUCUCGCCCAUCACCAAUCUCGCCCUGGACAUGAACAAAUUUGUGCACCUCGGCAGCCAGUGCGACACACCGAAGAGGAGUCGCCAUGCGCCCCCUUUGGAGAAGGUGCCCUCCUUCGGCUCGGAUGUCUCCUCCGACGCUGGCCUCGGCAUGGAUUCCCCAAGUCCCGUCGACCCCCUGGAAGUGGAGGACGCCUUCGAGAAGGCCAUCUGGCAGUCCAGCAGAGUCAACGAGAAGAUGCCCAUCAGACGGAACAACUCUUUACCACUCCAGCUCCUGUGCUUCAGCCCGUCCCUGAAGGGAUCCGAACCGGUCGCCAACCGCUACGGGAUAUUCGGCCAGCAGCCCGACCGCGUCGACGACCCCGCUUCGUCGUCCCAGUGGGAAAACAAGGAGAACCUCACCGAGGAGGGCUUCGAGUUCAAGAAGCCCAUCAAACCGGCGUCCCGCACCCGAGUGCGCUCUUUCAACAACAGCCCCCCGAAGGAUGCCUUCGCCCACCGCCCCAACUCGGCGCCGGCCCUCAUGCUGUCGUCGCCCCGCGCCGUGCAGCAGCUGCAGUUUAACGACAACAGCCCGUUGUUCCUGCGGCGCUCGUCCCUGACGUCGGCGCUGCACGACGAUGACGACGACGACGGCUUCCUGGACGUGCUGGACGACAACAUGGAGACCGCCAACGACAUGCCGCAGGGGAUGGCCGGCUUGCUCACAGCGCCCCUUGUGGCCGGCGGCUUCGGAGACGACUCGCCGGCGGCGCGCUGGCGGCCGCGCAGCCUUUUCCGCUCCCCGUCCAUGCCCAGCCCCUCCGUGUCCCGCGGCUGCACCAAGCGUCCCGACUGCCCCGCAGACGACGGCGCGCCGGUGCGGGUCAAGCGGCGCCGUAGCCUGGCGGCCUCCGAAGGCGGCAAAGAGGAACAGGACGUCCGCUCGCCCCAGACGGCUGGCUUGCAGCUGCAAAGGUCCAAAUCCUUCUGCCAGAUGGAGAUCGACAAAGUUCUGGACAGGAACGACUGCACCGCAGACCUGAUUGGAGACUUUACUAAAGCUUACGCGCUGCCAACGGUGGACGGACAACAUCAGGACCUCAAAUACGUCACGGCGGAAACGCUGGUGGCGGCGCUGCAGGGCCACUUCAGCCAGGUGGUAGAGCGAGUCAUCAUGGUGGACUGCCGCUACCCGUACGAGUUCGACGGCGGCCACAUCAAGGGUGCCACGAAUCUCUACCUGGAGGAGGAGGUCCAGGACUUCCUCCUGCGGACGCCGGUGGUGGCGUCGUGCCCGGACAAGCGGGUCAUCGUGGUGUUCCACUGCGAGUUCUCGUCCGAGCGCGGCCCCCGCAUGUGCCGCUACGUGCGCCAGCGCGACCGCACGCUGAACGACUACCCCAAGCUCCACUACCCGGAACUCUACGUGCUCAAGGGCGGCUACAAGGAGUUCUUCCCCCUCUUCCAGAUGCAGUGCGAGCCCGAGUCGUACCGGCCCAUGAUGGCCGAGGACUUCCGCGAGGACCUGCGGACGUGUCGCCUGAAAAGUCGCUCGUGGGCCGGCGAGCGCAGCAAGCGGGACAUGUACAGCCGCCUCAAGAAGUUGUGAGCGCCCCCCGCUGGCCGGCGUCCGCGUUAACGUUUUAUCAGUACUUCCGUGCGCACGAAUCCAGUCGGGGACUUUUAUUUUAUUUUAUUUGGUCCCUCCCUCGUGCCCACACUGCCUUUUUUAAAAAUGUAUCGCGUUCCCCGUUUUAAGCGCAACGUCAUAUGCUGUUUUUCUUUCAUGUCUAAUAUUUUCCCGUGCCGAGUUCCACAAGCACCAAAUCAAAUUUGCAGCGAGAUUGUCGUCAUCCGGCAGGAACGCAAACGGGACCAAAUUGGUGCGUGCGUGCGUGUAUUUUGUUGGCAACUAAGUUUGUGUUUUUGUUGAGCGGUCCCAAAUUUGGCGCAUGACUCUCGGGAGUCCUGCCCAAUAAAGAUCAGCGUGUGUCUAAA
Molecule: messenger RNA, 2548 nt
Organism: Syngnathoides biaculeatus (alligator pipefish)
Lineage: Eukaryota; Metazoa; Chordata; Actinopteri; Syngnathiformes; Syngnathidae
Gene: cdc25b
Product: cell division cycle 25B
Exons: 15
Coding region: 399-2159 (586 amino acids)
Biological process (GO): positive regulation of G2/MI transition of meiotic cell cycle; protein dephosphorylation; positive regulation of G2/M transition of mitotic cell cycle
Cellular component (GO): nucleus; cytoplasm
Molecular function (GO): protein tyrosine phosphatase activity
Source: RefSeq, a predicted model, not a curated record